Striga asiatica is the source of this 659-nucleotide messenger RNA. NCBI's taxonomy places the organism in Eukaryota, Viridiplantae, Streptophyta, Magnoliopsida, Lamiales, Orobanchaceae. The record is from the annotation of a GenBank genome assembly.
GGACAAAACAUUAUGUAGAAAUAGAAUAUUGUUUGACUAUGUGGAUUAUUAAAUGGUCAAACUUGCUGACUUUAAUUCUGUGGCAGAGUUUAAAGGGUGCAAAAACCCUUCGAGACUGCACACAUAUGUUGGUGGCGGGAGUUUCAUUUUACUUUCAACAUAAAAGUUUGUGGCAAAGGAUCAAUAGCAUUUUGGAGGGUAGUUUGUUUGUUGAAGAACGAAGUGAAAAUAUAGAAGUUGCUAAUGGAAAUGAAUUUGAAAAGGAGAUUGAUGAAGAAGAUGGUGAUGAGGCUUUUGAUGACAAGUUUGAUGACAUCUUGUUUGAUAAAAAUGUGGAUUCUGAGCCUGAUGGUGAGGUUGGUUGUGAGGAUGAGGAUGAGGUUGAGGCUGAGGAGGGUGAGGUUGAGGAUGAGGCUGAGGUUGAGGAGGGUGAAGACCAGAUUGUGGAUGAGGCUGCUGAAUCUAUGGCUAAGAAGGGUGGGGUUGAGGCUGAUGGUUGGGUUAGUGGUGAGAGUGAGGAGAGUGAUGAUGAUAUUUUUGAUUGGGAGUAUGAUAUGAAGGCUGAAAAGGUAAAUGACAAGAUAAUAAUGAUAAUGUGGAUUUUUAUACUGAGUGGUUGGAUGGUAAGGGUGAAGGUGUUAAGAAAUGUUUCAAUGAUG